UUUUAAAAUCGUCACCAAACACAACAGUUUUUAAAAUGUUUAUCUUUAGCCAAAAAACUCUGCCAAACACAUACUUUGCACUUUCUGAAACAUGGCUGUAGAUGUAAAUACUUUGAUAAACUGAAAACCAUCUUUUUCCUUUCUUUCCUGCCAUUGUUUGUGCAGUUACUUUUAUUUAAGGAAAUUUCAGAGCCUUAUGGGUUUCGUGGCAUAUUGUUCUUGAUCGGAGAGAAAACGAACUCUUUUAACGAGGCCAUGGACUUUGAUUUGGAUCCUUUUGCUGAUACUAUUCCUGAGAAUGCCAGCUGUAAUGCCAGGGCUGGGGGCAAGUUCCAGCCAAAGUCCAAAGCACGGCCCAAGAAAGGAACACCAAGCACACUACCCACCAGUCUCCCUAGUGCCACAAAGGAAAAAUCUGUCAUUACAACCUCCAGUAAUGAUGCUCCAGCUGUGAAGUCCAUAGCACCGGCCACCAACCUUCAAGAUUCUGUUCAAUCUCUUUCUCCCGUGUAUUCAGGACAGAGUGGAUCAAUUGAUUCGAUUCAUGCCUCGUCUUUCUCUGUAAAUAACUCUAUCAUAAGGCAGUGUGUUAGGACGGUAAAAGAUCCUUCUUCUAAACUUAUAGGAGCUGAAGUGCUGGCCAACAAAACAGAGACUUCCCAUUCUGAAGUUCAACCGUCUGAUGGGGACAGAAGUUUUGAAACUGUGGGCUCUUUAUCACAAGUCACCAUAAGCAAAGAGGAUGCAGGGUCCACAAAUGCUCUCUUUUCAGAAGCUGCCAUCUCCAUCUCCAACAACAAUAUGAACAUUCAUUCUGGUUUUGGAAAGUUGGGAGGAGAGGCUGGCGACAUUUUUUUUGAGCUCGAAUCUCUUGACAAUAUUCUUUUUCAAGCCAACACUUCAACUGUUGGUACUGAAAAUAACUUCCAGUGUAACAUUGAAGUGAGUUCUCAGCCAGGAAACAAGCAAAUAAUAUCUCAUCCUAUUACUAGUAAUGCCGUGGACUCGAAUGUUCCUCUUAGGGACCAUAUCUUUCAGUCUUCCAACCAUCAGGACUCAGAGGAAGAACAUUGCAUUCAAGUUCAUUCUUCUGUGAACUCUUCAAUUUUCCUGCAAUGUAAUGCCAACACAACUGGUGUUUCUGCCAAAUCUGUUUUGCCCCAUGAACCAGUAAAUAGCAGUGAAGCUGCAGCUUGUGAUAGCAGCAGGCAUAUGCAGAUAGAUAAUCUAAGGUCUGCAAUAGAGGAAGCAGAGACAUUUCAUGGAUUGGAAACUCUUGAUGUUAUUUCUGAAGCCACCAUUGCUCCUGAUAAGAAUAGGGGCAAAUUGUGGUCCAAGAGCAAGGCCCAAAGUGAGAAUGAAAUGCCCAUCACUUCUCUCAGUAUGCCUGAUGCCAUUGAGUCCAUUUCUUGUCCUGGAGAUGCUCAGUUGACUCCUCAAAUCUACUUGGAUGAGAGUUCAGUUUCUACCUUUCAUCCUGAUGGUUCUCUUGAUUUCUCAACCAUGAGGUUUUCUGAGACUGCCCCUUCAGAUCAUCCCCCUGAACUUCUGGUGACUGAAGGGCCCAGAAACCUUGUUGAGGCAUCUCACUCAGAUGUUUUAACAUCUGAAAAAGUUAUGGAUUUACAAGGUUCUGGUGGAGCAUCAAGAAGAGGGACUAGGAAAAAGAAAAAGUCAACAGUAUUGGAAGGUACGGUGAAAGAGGUUGACUCUCAGUCUCAGAGGGGCCAGGAUCGAAGACCUGCAUCUACAGCUGUUGAUGAGAAUGAAGCUAGUAAGUCAUCAAAGAGACUUAGAAAGAGAAAAGCUGUUUGUGUUCCUGCUGAUGAGGGGGAGAAUGCGAUUGGUGAAGGUGAGAAUGUUAAUAAGGAGGCUUCUAAUUGUUCUGACAUGGAAAAAGAUGAAGAAGGAGAUGAUGACGAAUAUAGAGGGAAGGAUAUGUCCCGGAAAAGGAGGGCACCAAGAAAAUUAAAGAAGCAUGCACCUGAAAAUGAUGGACUGGUUCAAAAGCGUAAAAAGGCAUCUGAAGGACAGGAUCCAUCAGAGAAAAAGGUUAAAAAGAGAUUCUCUCAUUCAACUAAACGAAAGAGAAGACUAGUGGAUAAAGUUUUGCUUGAAACGCCCGAGGAUGAAAUCAACCCUCAAAAGCUGGUUUUUAGAGAUCUUAUCCUGCUUGCAGAGGCUAAGGAAAAGUUAUUGAAUAAAGAAGUAGCAGCAUCAAAAAAGUUCUUUCCCAAUAGAAGUGCUGAUAAUUCUGUUCCUUACGAUGCCUCAUAUAAUGAAGACUCCUUUGCGUCAAUGGAAGAUCUAAACUCACCCGAUGAACAAGCGACUCAGCAGGUUCAACGGAGUUCCUCUAAAUUGAAUUACCAUACCUUUAUGGAUAGAACACCUUCUGAAAGAUGGUCGAAACAGGACACAGAGCUGUUCUAUGAGGCUAUUAGGCAAUUCGGCACAGAUUUUGCAAUGAUACAACAAUUAUUUCCUGGUCGUACCCGUCAUCAAGUGAAAUUGAAAUAUAAGAAAGAAGAACGUCAACAUCCUUUGAGGCUUUCUGAUGCCUUGACUAAUCGUUCUAAAGAUCAUUCCCAUUUUGAAAUAGUGAUUCAACGAUUACAAGCUGCUGCUCAGGCAGAGAAGAAUUCUGAUGGAGACGUGGCUUCAGUUGCUAUGACAGAUGAGGAAGAGGUGACUCGUGAAGAAAAUGAAGAAGUAGCAAAAUCAGACCAGAAAGUAGAACAAGAAGAAAACAAUCUUGAACUCAAGGUUCCUGAAGUUUGUAAUACUGGGAUGUCUCUUGACAGUGAAGAUGAUGUCUGUAGGUGGAGUCAAUAUAAAGGUGCAGAUUAUUCUUACCCUGAAGAUGGGGAAAAAGGUGAAUAUGACUUGUAGAUUACUAACUAUUUUUUUUUAACUGAAUAUAACUUUCUGUCUCCACUGUUUUCUUAUUUAUUUACUCCAUAUUAACUGUUAGAUUAUUGACUAACAAACUCAAACUAGAAAAUUUAUAGGGAAUAUUCAUUGAUUAUAAUAUUUUUUUGGUGUACUGUGGUACUGAUCAAGUGUAAGAAUUCUAAUAUUAUGUCUAUUGAGGUUUCUUUC
Telopea speciosissima is the source of this 3102-nucleotide messenger RNA. RefSeq lists its product as uncharacterized. Gene Ontology annotation, biological process: RNA polymerase III preinitiation complex assembly. Bases 256 to 2892 code for a protein of 878 amino acids. Lineage: Eukaryota; Viridiplantae; Streptophyta; Magnoliopsida; Proteales; Proteaceae. The transcript has 14 exons. Gene Ontology annotation, cellular component: transcription factor TFIIIB complex. Gene Ontology annotation, molecular function: TFIIIC-class transcription factor complex binding. The record is from RefSeq and is a predicted model, not a curated record.